Molecule: messenger RNA, 702 nt
Organism: Vanrija pseudolonga
Lineage: Eukaryota; Fungi; Basidiomycota; Tremellomycetes; Trichosporonales; Trichosporonaceae
Product: Cystathionine beta-synthase
Exons: 6
Coding region: 43-516 (157 amino acids)
Source: RefSeq, a predicted model, not a curated record
ACAAACCUGCUUGCAACCUCGACUCACAUCCAUAUCAACAUCAUGGCUGACAGGGACGUCACACCAACCGCGCCGCCUUCGGGUGCCGCAAAGUACCGCGGCGCUGUCGUGGAGGACUUGCAAUUGCCCCCAGCGUUCUGCCUUCCUCAUGACGCUCCGCUCUCCAUCGCGCUGGAGAAGGCGUAUGAGCGUGAAUUCGACCAGCUCCCGGUUCUGGACGACAAUCGCAAACCGCUUGGAUACCUCGACGUUCCUUUCCUCAAGCGCCAGUUUGAGGCCGGCAAGGUUGGACAGUCAGACCCUCUUUCAUUGCACACGACCCACUUCCGACGAUCCUCCAAGUCUCACCCAUACACCGUCAUCACUCCGGACACUGGUCUUGAGGAUCUCGAGGAGUUCUUCUCGAAGAACGGCCUCGAGUUCGCUCUUGUCACCGAUAUUGACCGCAAGUGGGUCCUUGCUGUUGCGACGAGGUCCGACCUGGAGACGUUUGUUCAGCGACGAGGUAUCGCCUAAGUGGUGAGGUGUCUGGAUGGAGCCUCUAAAGCCCGCCCCGGCGGCUCUCAUCCUCGUUGCUCGGCCCUCAUCGGGCAGGGCGCUUUCUGGCUAUCGACGAGCCUUGGUCAAUCACUCCUACUGUGACCUCCAUACCAGCCAGGCGUAGAUGCUGUUCUAGCAUGAAUCACAAUAAUCGCAGAGGUC